Perkinsus marinus ATCC 50983 is the source of this 2424-nucleotide messenger RNA. Its product is annotated as sensory transduction histidine kinase, putative. Bases 1 to 2424 code for a protein of 807 amino acids. The record is from RefSeq and is a predicted model, not a curated record. The transcript is spliced from 21 exons. Gene Ontology annotation, biological process: phosphorelay signal transduction system; cyclic nucleotide biosynthetic process. Lineage: Eukaryota; Perkinsozoa; Perkinsida; Perkinsidae.
AUGAACCUCUUGGAGGAUGCCAUCGGUCGAUAUGAAGAAUCGAGGGAGUUGUUAUCAGUCGAUGAUGACCCCGUGAACCAGAUGGUCAUAUCCUCGCUCUUCGAGAGUGAGGGAUUUGUAGUCCAUCAAGCUAUGGACGGCUUUGAAGCCCUUGAGCAUAUGCAGAAUAAUCCUAUGCCGGAUCUCAUCCUACUGGAUGUUAUGAUGCCAGGCAUGAGUGGUUAUGAAGUCCUUGAUACACUUCGGGCUGAGUACCCUCCUGAUCUCCCUGUUGUCAUGAUAUCGGCAAAGGCUGCUGUUGCCGACAAGGUCGAAGGCGUUGAACAUUUUUGCAAUGAUUACCAGACAAAGCCUUUCGAGAAGGAGGAGCUCCUCGCCCGGGUCCGAUGUCUCAUUAUACUUAGGCAUAUGAUAAAUGCUCAUUUUGGGGAGGGUGCAGGUGGACCUGGAAAAGGAGGCGAGGGAGGUCAGGCAGCAUCAAUGACGAUACCAUCUCACAUAAUGGAGAAGAUGAAGCAAGGAGAGUCGGAUAUCAAUGAGAGAUACGAGAAGGCAUCCUUCCUCUAUAUGGUUUUCGAUAAGUUGAGUGAAGCAGCAGAAGCCACUUCCCUGCCACACCUGCUCACGUUGAUGACUAAGCUGCAGAGGUCAUUCGAAGAGCUUCGUGAGAGCAACUAUGAUGCCAUACACUUACAAUUCAUCGGUAUCAACACUAUUGCUGUCGCUGGUUUUAAUGACGAGACCGCCAACUCAGAAGAGUUACUCUGUGGGUUCGGCAAAGCCUGCCUAGACAAAGCUUCCGAGAUCGUCCUGGGUGACACACCUAUCUCCAAGUUGAUGAAGAUAGGCAUCCAUACUGGACCAGCUUUCGCAGGUUUCAUCGGCGAUGCCUUUGCCUUCAUGGGGCAGCCCUCGCAGAUAUCGAGACAGCUAGCAUUGGGAGGUGUCUGUGGGCACGUCCAUAUCUCCAAGCCUACAAAGGAAGGUGUGGAGGCCUCAGCCCCUGGGUCCUUCCCAUUUGGUGAGAGAGGCACGAUCAGGAUAGGCGAGGAACUCGUAGAGACAUUCAUCGUGAAACAGUCGGAUGAUGAAGACCUGUCAGAGUACAAGACAGAGACCUCCUUGCUAGCCAGCGGCGCGGAAAUGGUUGAGGGGUUACAGAGUAGAGUGAAGGACUUGGAAGCUCAACUGAGAAAAAUGAUGUCCGAAGAUGGACGCGACGAUGACGGCUCUCUUGCUAAGUGUGUGGCAGAACCCCUCACGAUACAGAUAGCUUCGAACAGCGAUAAUAUGAAGGGACCAGACGGGCUCAACUUGUCGGAGGGUGAUCGUAAUACCCUCAAGGGUAUCCUCGAGGGGUUAGAGGCCGAGUUCUCGAAGCUGCUAGAUGGAUCGACUAACACAGCAGCGGGUAGCGACGGUGGCGUCCUGGAUGUGUCAUCAGGAGAAGUAGAUUCUAUCAUCAAGGAGGUUGAAGCUGUCAUUAAGACUGUUGGAGUCCUAGAGAAGGUCUGCAAGGAUAAUACUUCAGCGGUGAAGUUGGCACAGAGUUUGAUCGACGAGAAGCAGAAAGAAAUAGAGGCUCUUAAAGCUAGUGCGACCUCUAAGGUUCCCGCACCUGAGGACGACGGUGCGGACGGUUUUGCUGUUGGUGCGAAAUCAUCCACCUUGUAUGUGGAACCUGGCCUACCUCCAGAUGCGGCGAUGAAGACAGAGAGUGAUGAACCUAUGGUACCGGCUUCCGAACUAGCUGCUGUGAAGAAGGAUCUCGAGGAAACCAGGGCGGCCCUCCAUUGUGCCAAGGCUGCCUCUGCUGUUACAACGAUUGGAGGAGGUGGUGGUGGUGGGAUGGAGGCAAUGAUGGGAAUGGUCACGGCUUUGAUGCAGCAGUCUAACAAUGCAACAAAUACACAAAAGGAACCGCAGAGGGAGGCUAGAACUGGAGGGGUGAUGAAGAUUCAGCUCGAGGCUCUUGAAGCUGAAUGUGACAGACUACGGCAUGAUGCAGCGCAGGCUAAGAGCCUUGCUACUGAGGUGGUCUUUUUGAAGAGGCAAAUAGCAGAGUUGGAAUUAGAAGGGACGAUGAAGAAUACAGAUGCUGAUACAGUGGAGUCGUUGAAGGUCCAGGCAGAGAAUUCACUUAUUGGGCGAACGGCGAGUGAUGAUAAAAUCAAGCAAAUCAUCAACGAUGCUGAUAUAACCGUCGGUGAUGAUCUCGAGGAUACACCAACAGUCUCGACCUUGACCAGGCUAUUAGCGAUGAGUAACAGAGCACAGGAAGAUAUGAGGCAGCAGCUGGAAAUGCUGAUGGAGAAUGCUAGGGAGCAGCAAAUACGGCCCGCGUUGGGGUUCGCUGGUAUGUCCCAUGGCAGUCGUCCCUCGGAGGGAAUGCCUUCGCCAACUCAUCUCGACUCGACUAUGUAA